This is a messenger RNA of Mesorhabditis belari, 699 nucleotides long. Lineage: Eukaryota; Metazoa; Nematoda; Chromadorea; Rhabditida; Rhabditidae. The record is from the annotation of a GenBank genome assembly.
AUGCAAAAAGUGAACCUUCUUUUGGUGUUCUUGGUUGGACCCAUCUGGGCUCGUGAGAGAUUUCACAAAUUCAAAGAUGAUGGAGCCGAUCCAUCGGAGACUGCUGCCGCGACCCUUGUGGAUGCUUUGCAUGAACCGCUUCUGGAAUGCUGGCCAAAUGAAACAAAAUUUUAUUAUAACCGUGCCAUCGACAAGACCGGAAAAACAAUCGCCGCAAUACUAGGCACGUUUUCCAAUCACUGGGCUCAAUCUGGGCAGCCACAAAAAAGUUUUUGUAAUACUACGAGAGAGGCGUGGAAUUUUUGCGAGUUUUGCGUAAGCCCAACGACUUUGACAGCAAAAGAAACGAAAGACUUGGUAAUGUUAAUAGUAAAUCUAUGGGUUUUGGACGAGAGCAACGAGAAAUUCGAAAUUUAUCCCCAUUUGAACGUUAUCAAUGAAAUUCCUCAGAUUCAACAACCACCGGUUGUAAAUUGUGAUCGACAUUUGGGAGAGAAGGCGGUCAACUUGGUCACACUUGUGACGCGUUUGGGUGGAAUUUUCAUGCACAUACUCGAAGCUCACUCUAGUGAGGGCUUGUGUCGAAAGGAUUCGAUUGAAUCGGUGUGCUGUAUUGGUCAACGUCUCAAUUUUUAUAAACUAAUUACUCUUACUGCAAAGAUUGCAUUGGACUGGGCAUCUGGUUGGGUGAUAUGGAAA